Molecule: messenger RNA, 1907 nt
Organism: Argiope bruennichi
Lineage: Eukaryota; Metazoa; Arthropoda; Arachnida; Araneae; Araneidae
Product: gonadotropin-releasing hormone receptor-like
Exons: 3
Coding region: 1-1827 (608 amino acids)
Biological process (GO): neuropeptide signaling pathway
Cellular component (GO): membrane
Molecular function (GO): corazonin receptor activity
Source: RefSeq, a predicted model, not a curated record
AUGUCGUUACAUAUGUUCCAAGUCAUGUAUCUGAAUUUUAUUAUUCUUUAUUUACUUUGCAUGGUCCAGGCACGAGCUUUAAAUGAAUAUAAAUUAACAGCCGUUUCCUCUGUGGUAACACAUGACAAGGACGGAAUUAGGAUUGAUAGAUUUAAAACAGGAAAUGAAAAGAGGAACCCAAGCGAUUUCAAUUUAAAGUCUCUUUCAAAAUGGUCUUCUUACAGUGGAAUGAAUCGAAAUUCAUAUCAUUAUUUAAAAAACACAAAUUUACAAAAUAUUUCAGAUUUUAACAGAGAAUUUGAAAGACAAACGUCAAAACUAACGCCUACAAUUCACAGAAUUAUUUCAGCAAGAAAGAAUUUGAUGACUUUGAGUGAUUUGAAAUUAUCAAAAAAUAUUCAUAAUUUCACAGUUAAUGAAAAGUCAUCCAUAUCCCUGAACAGAUCCGGCAGACAUCUUCAAGCGUUAACCGAGGUAGACAGCAAUUCAAGCAUUGUCAAUAUAUCUUUUGCAAAUCUAGAGAUGAAACAUCAACUGCUUGUUUUACCAAAACCCAGCUUCGAGUCACAUUCAGGUAACAAUUCGACUAAAUUUCUGACAAUGAUUGCUUCUAAUAAAGAUAUUAACACUGAACAGGAACUAGAAAAAGACAGUGACAAUGAUCAAGUAACCACGCAAGAUAUUUGGAUGCUUUCCUACACCGACAAUGAUUCUGUUGCUGAUGGGAAUACCACUGAAUGCACCAAUAAUUCAGCCUGCGGUCAACGUUUGGACCAUGCUCCUAUAUUCCAUACCCACACUUUAGUCAAGGGCAUAGUUCUCUUGAACUUGGGCAUACUGGCAUGCGUAGGGAAUGUAGCAACCUUAACUUCUAUAUUAAGAAGAGGAAGGCAACAUUCGUCAACUGUCUACCUGUUGCUGGUACAUCUGUCAGUGUCGGAUCUUUUCGUCACAACUUUCUGUAUCAUUGGUGAGGGAUUCUGGACCCUGUCGGUCGAAUGGUAUGGUGGAGAUAUCCUCUGCAAAAUAUUCAAGUUUCUUCAAAUGUUUUCGCUUUACUUGUCAACAUUCGUCUUAGUGGUGAUAGGAUUCGAUAGACUAUGUGCAGUGAAGUUCCCUAUGAGACGCAUUAAAGCCAGAAUGCAAGUUCACAGAGCUGUGACUGGUGCUUGGGUACUCAGCGCCGUACUGUCUGCCCCACAGGCCGUCAUAUUCCGAGUGGCUAAAGGCCCUUUUAUCGAAGACUUCUACCAGUGUGUCACGUACGGAUUCUACACAGCAGCAUGGCAAGAGCAAGUCUAUACUUCAUUCAGUUUGCUCUUCAUGUUCUUGAUACCCCUCGGCAUCCUCAUCACGACUUAUUCCACCACAUUCGCCACCAUUGCGAGCAGGACACGAAUUUUUGGUGGACCUCUUGGCCCUCUGGACGAUGCCAGGUGCAAAAUGCUGAGAAAAGCCAAGAUCAAAUCACUUUGGAUCACUGUCGUCAUCGUCAGUACCUUCAUCAUCUGCUGGACUCCCUACUACAUCAGCAUGAUCAUCUCAGUAUUCUUAGAACCUGAUGAGCAACUUGGACAAACCCUACAUGACGUCAUUUUCUUCUUCGGCAGCUCGACAGCUGUGCUCAACCCUGUCAUCUACGGAGCGUUCCACCUGAGGAAACGAGGAAAGCCUGCCUCCAGUACUCAAAGUAGUUCGAAAUUCGAACCAUCAUUCGCUCUGUCCACCAUGAGAAAAGUUCGAUGUUCGAAUGGCAGAUAUACCCAUACAUCAUACAUUCGAGAUACAAGACGUUCGACUCAAGGAUCCAAUGCGGAAUUCUUUUGAAGAAAUUUUCUGGAUUGUUAAAUUUUCAUCAUAAUGAUUUGACUUUUUUAAAUUUUACGCCGUAUACACAUAAUGCUGGA